This is a messenger RNA of Chinchilla lanigera (long-tailed chinchilla), 6102 nucleotides long. RefSeq names its product KIAA0556 ortholog (gene Katnip). The coding region runs from base 148 to 4974 and encodes 1608 amino acids. The record is from RefSeq and is a predicted model, not a curated record. NCBI's taxonomy places the organism in Eukaryota, Metazoa, Chordata, Mammalia, Rodentia, Chinchillidae. The transcript has 27 exons.
GUGAAAUCUGCACUUCCUGGCGCUCUGUGCCUUGCACAGGAUGCCAGGUAUAGAUCAAGCUAUGUCGCCCUGAAAGGCAAGGAAAAAACAAGCUCUGUGUCCCCGGGCUGGUUGGAACAAGCGGAUCGUGUUCCUCGGGCACUGAGGAUGAGCAGGCGGCUCGCUUCCCACCAGGGUUACACUAAGGACAUGGUGACAGACUUUGAUGAGAAACAUGAUGAGUAUUUAAUAUUGCUUCAGCAGAGGAACCGGAUAUUAAAACAUCUGAAAGCCAAGGACCCUGUGCAGCUGCGACUGGAGCACCUGGAGCAGGGCUUCUCCGUCUACGUCAAUGGGGCCAACUCGGAGUUGAGGACGUCGCCUCGGAAAGCCGUGCACGCAGACUUCUCCAGAAGCGCCUCACAGGCCGAGGGGAUGCACGAUUAUGGACAAAGAACCCUGCUUCGGGAAGCGGAAGAAGCCUCAAGAUGCAGCUCCCGGACCACGCCCAGCAAAGGCCAGCGCCGAGGAUGGCACCAGAAAUCGGUGCAGAUCAGAACAGAAGCCGGCUCUCGACUGCAGAUCGAACCUCCUGUGGACUAUUCAGAAGAUUUUGAGCCCUGUGUGGAUGUGCCUGUCAAGGCCGAGGAUGCUUCUGGGGAUCGUGCACAGGAGCUGAGAAAAAGCCCGGAACUUAGCGUAAAUCUACAAAGGAAACAAAAGGAUUGUUCUAGCGAUGAACACGACUCUAUCGAAGAAGACAUCCUCUCUGAGCCCGAGCCUGAGGACCAGGAGCUCCUGGGCCGUCCCAAAGAUGACCCCGCUCUUUUCAGUGGGGACUCGGGGCAGAACAGCUUUCCUGAGGACCGGGAGGUGGAAGGACAGCCUGCCUCGGGCUCAGACGCCCUCAUGGUGCUGGAAUUCAACCAGGCUUCCAAAGGUCAUAAGAUGGAGAGGAGUUUGCCUGCCAAGCGGAAGGACACCACUGAGGUCUUCAUUCCCAGCAAACCUGAGCCCAACCUGAGUUCCCAGCCACCCGCCACGUUCCCAGACCAGGAGAGGGUGUGCUCCAGACCUUGCAGCCGCCGAGAAAGACCCCUGUCAGCUCCCCGCAAACCCGUGUGCACUGCUGAGGACCGAGAGGAAGAAGCCUUGGCCGUGCUCCGAGCCAUCCAGGUGGAGAACGCUGCCCUGCAGAAGGCGAUCCUCGCCAAGAAGGCCGAGCCACCUGCCAGGCCGCUGCAGGGGGCAGAGGGACCACCAGCCAAGCCCUGGACCAGUCUGCUGAAGGCCAAGGAGGAAGCCCCGGAGUUGCUUCCCGCAGGCAUGGUGACCACAGUGGCAGGACUGCCCGGGACGGCAGGGGCCGACCAAGCCACCCACCACACCAUGACCAGAACUGGCCUCUCAGGAAUCAGACAACAGCAGAAGUUUCUGGAAGCACCUCAGGCCAUUAAAGGGGACUCUGCCCACCCCAAAGAGGCUGCAGCCCCAAGCGAGGAGAGAGUGCUGGACACAGAGGAUCCGUGGAGACUGAGAGCAGGAGAGACCGAAGAGGCCGUGUACGUGACCAUGGAAAUCAUGUCCAACUGGGGCAACCCGUCACGGGUGGGUCUCACGGAAGUUGAGUUCUUUGACCUGAACAACGCGAAGCUCCAUGUGUCACCCCAUGAUGUCGAUGUCCGGGACACCGUCGCGCGCGGGGAGCUGUGCUGCCUGGUCAACAGGAACGUAGCUACCAAGAAGGAGCCCUCGGGGUGGACCUGCCCCUUCCGCCCACCGCUGCAGCUCACUUUUGCUGUCCGCAACACAGGACGGCUGCGCGACUUUGGUCUGGCCGCGAUCAAGGUCUGGAAUUACUGGGCCACAGAUGGGGAUCUUGACAUCGGUGCCAAGAAUGUGAAGCUUUAUGUCAACAAAACCCUCAUCUUUGACGGCGUGUUACCCAGAGGAGGCGGGGCGUGCCCGGCGGAUCACACCAUCCCAGUUGACCUGAAGAAGGAGAGCAAGGAGAGAACAGAGAACGGCCUGCGGGCCCCUGGGGACGAAAGCAGAGAUGUCCCCGCGCUGGCUGGCCUGGAUGGGGACGAGGCGCUCAGUCCUAGCUGCUCACAGCCAGCUGAAACUGCAGUGGGUGUGAAGGUUUCUUCCCAAGGAAAUGUGCUAGGCAAAAAGAUGAAUUCUACUAAUUGCACGCAAGACAGUUUGUCCAAGUUAGAGGAGGAUUUAAGAUCACUGACAGACCCAGCCACCGUAGGUGACGCGCCUGGUGCCCUUCCCCCCUCCCCCCUGGGGACACGCCCUCCUCUGGACACGCAGCCCUCUCUGAUCCAGCAGCUUGAAGACCUCACCGGCAGGAAAAUCUCUGAGCCACCGAGGAAGACCCCAUGCUGGUUACAGCCCUCUCCCACAGGGAAGGACAGGAAGCCGGGGGAAAAAAAGCCCAAGCCCCUCUGGCUUGGCCCUGAGAAGCCGCUGGACCGGAAGGGGAGGCUUGAUUCUGAAGAUGCCAUCCUUGGGGGUCCUGGGGAACCUGGGGCCGAGGACAGAAGCCCCUGGCAGGAGCAAGGGCGGAGGACCACCUGGAACGUCAUCGCUGGGGAGAGACCCCAGAGGGUAGCCCCCAAAGUCUGUGAUGAUGACUUAGACUUCUUUAGCCAGCCCCCCCACCGAGAGCGCCCUGCUAGUGGGAGGAGGGCCCUGAGGAAGGAGGCCGUGGGCAGUAGUCACAGUGAUGACCAGCAGGCCAGCAGAGAAGACCCGCAGGCCGCCAGGACGCCCCCGCGAUCCCGCUGUCACACUGAGCAGGAGCACAUGCUGCACGAGUCCUGGGACUCCCUCAGCGCCUUCGACCGCUCCCACCGGGGCCGCAUCUCCCACCUGGAGCCCCAGGGGGACAUCUUGGAUGAGUUCCUGCAGCAACAGAGGAGCAGCCGGCCCAGGGACCAGCCACCACCCUGCAGGGACGAAGAGUCAGAGCCCUCCAAGGGGCAGGGUGACUGCUCGGUGGAGACAGGUGGCGGCAGCGACUUCAAAAUCCCUGAAUUGCCUCACGGACAGCACCUGGUCAUCGACAUCAAGUCUACAUGGGGUGACAGACACUAUGUCGGGCUUAACGGGAUAGAAAUCUUCAGUUCCACGGGGGAGCCGGUGCAAAUCUCAGCCAUUACAGCAGACCCACCUGACAUCAAUGUCCUGCCAGCUUACGGUAAAGACCCCCGGGUGGUCACCAACCUCAUCGACAGGGUGAAUAGGACCCAGGACGACAUGCAUGUCUGGCUGGCCCCCUUCACGCCAGGCCAGCCCCACUCCAUUUCCAUCGACUUCACGCACCCUUGCCAGGUCGCCCUGAUCAGGGUUUGGAAUUACAACAAGUCCAGGAUCCAUUCCUUCCGUGGCGUGAGGGACAUCACAAUGCUCUUGGACGGGCAGUGCAUCUUUGAUGGAGAGAUCGCCAAGGCCUCCGGGACCCUGACAGGAGCCCCAGAGCACUUCGGAGACACCAUCUUGUUCACCACUGAUGACGACAUCCUCGAGGCCAUAUUCUGUUCGGAUGAGACAUUCGGCGCUGGCGUGGAGAGCCUAUGCGACCUGCAGCCGGAGGAGCCGCUGCAGAGGCCUAGCACGGCCGACAGCGACAGCCAGGAACGGCCUUUCACCCAGGCCGGCUUGAGCACUGACGCCCGGGCCCCAGGGCUAGAGCUACCGCCAAGCGGCCCUGUCCCCGAAGUCACCACACCGGAACCAGGCAUCUACCACGGCAUCUGCCUCCGGCUGAACUUCACAGCCUCCUGGGGGGACCCGCACUACCUGGGCCUCACCGGCCUGGAAGUGGUGGGCAGGGAUGGCCAGGCCCUGCCCAUCCACCUGCACCAGAUCUCUGCCUCCCCGAGAGACCUGAAUGACCUAGCUGAGUAUACAGACGACUCCCGGACCCUGGACAAGUUGAUUGACGGAGUCAACGUCACCACGGAGGACGAGCACAUGUGGCUGAUCCCCUUCUGGUCGGGGCUGGACCACGUGGUCACGAUCCGCUUCGACAGAGCCGAAAGCCUGGCCGGCCUGCGCUUCUGGAACUACAAUAAAUCUCCUGAGGACACCUACCGGGGGGCCAAGAUUGUGCACGUGUCCCUGGACGGCCUGCGUGUCUCUCCCGCAGAAGGCUUUCUCAUCCGGAAGGGCCCCGGCAACUGCCACUUUGAUUUUGCUCAAGAAAUCCUCUUCGUGGACUACCUGCAGGCCGGGCCGCCAGCCCUGCCGGCCAGGAGGCUGGACACGAGAAGCCUGGAGCGCGCAAGCAUGGACUACGAGGCCCCGCCCAUGCCGUGCGGCUUCAUUUUCCAGUUCCAGCUCCUGACCAGCUGGGGCGACCCCUACUACAUCGGCCUCACAGGGCUGGAGCUGUACGAUGAGCACGGAGAGAAGAUCCCCCUGUCGGAGAACAAUAUCGCGGCCUUCCCCGACAGCGUGAACGCGCUGGACGGCGUGAGCGGGGACGUGCGCACCCCCGACAAGCUCAUCGACCGGGUGAACGACACCAGCGAUGGCAGGCACAUGUGGCUGGCACCCAUCCUGCCGGGCCUGGUGAAUCGGGUCUAUGUGAUUUUCGAUCUGCCCACGACCGUGUCAAUGAUCAAACUGUGGAAUUACGCGAAAACGCCCCAUCGAGGGGUGAAGGAGUUUGGCCUUCUGGUGGACGACUUGCUCGUGUACAAUGGGAUCCUAGCCAUGGUGACACACCUGGCAGGGGGCAUCCUGCCCACAUGCGAGCCCACAGUGCCCUACCAUACCAUCCUCUUCACCGAGGACACGGACAUUUGUCAUCAGGAGAAACAUACGGCCAUCAGUAAGCAGGUAGAGGACCAGGAUGUCCAGAUGAUGAAUGAAAACCAGAUCAUCACCAACUCGAAGAGGAAACCGAGUGCCGCAGAUCCAGCCUUGCGCCCCAAAACCUGCAUAAGUGAGAAGGAGGCGUCCAGGCGAUGGCGGUGCUGAUGGCGGAGGAGAGCUGGUCCCCCAGCGGGUGGCUAAGACAGGAGUGCAAGAGAAUCGCAGAGUGGAGGGACCAGGGGACUUGAGAGACCGGGGGACAACAGCCCUGGCUCCCACAGGGUCAGACGGGAGGGGACAGGGCUGCGUUGCAGGGUGGGGUGAGGCAGUGCCCGUCCUCAGAGCCCUCAGGGGAGCUGGCCCCUAGGGCGUCUGUCCUCUUGCCAAGCCUGGGACAGGAUCAGCCAGCGCUGUGUCCUGCGGGAGGGAGGGAAGGGAGAGACACAGGCCCAGGAGGGGGAGGACGACCGCCCCCGUCACCCGGAACUUGGUCGGAGCAAGGCCACGCCCCCGUCUGGUCGGGCUUUCUCGCUGUCCCUCUGGGAGGGCCACCUCGCCCCCUCCCCAGCCGCUUCCCAGUGAAUUGGAAAUGUGCCUUGCACCCCCGGCCGAGCGGCCCCGAGCACAUCUAUUUCCAUCUCUGUAACAAGCUCAGAUCAGGGACCUAAUUGGUUUCCCAGUGGUGGGUAAUUUCUCGUUCCAAAUAUUAAUCCGUUGUUUUCCUGGCGCCUGGCCCGGCCGGCGCAGUACUGUACUCCGAGCGCGUUCCUAUGCAACCAGUGCCCAGCACAUACUUUACGAGCUCUGCAGCUGGGCUGAGCCGCUAUGCAAAUGUGCUUUUCAUUUGGAGCGCCGGGCUGAUGUGAGGAUAAGAAUUGCUUCUCGCGGAGAAGAUCCAUCAUCUCUGUAGCUUCCAGGCCCCCACCCCAGCUCCUCCACUCUCUCUGUACCCACGUGUGCCAGGCACCCCGGGCCUCUGGGCUCCCGGGAGAGCCGCCGCCUGGGGGAGUUGGGCUGAUCAAACUCGUUCUUAGGACCAGAACUAGUGCCCUGGCUUCAAAGGGAGCCCCAGCCAGCCGUCCAUCCUGCCUGAGGCCAGGGUAGCAGAUUUGUCCGGCAGCCCCGGCAAACACUGCACACGCUGCCCCCAGAACGCCGGUUGACGUUUAUAAUAAUUGUACGUACCAUGCAAUUUAGGAGGGAAGAAAGAAGCUGUACAGGCAUUAACUCUAAAAUAAAUUUCUAUUUUUUUUCUUCUUGCAAAAUCAAUAAAAGAUGUUAUUGAGAAUAGAA